This is a messenger RNA of Vavraia culicis subsp. floridensis, 570 nucleotides long. RefSeq lists its product as uncharacterized. The record is from RefSeq and is a predicted model, not a curated record. The transcript has a single exon. The coding region runs from base 1 to 570 and encodes 189 amino acids. Lineage: Eukaryota; Fungi; Microsporidia; Pleistophoridae.
AUGACUGCAUCUUUGAUCCACUGCUUUACAACUCAUCGUUUCUGCUGCUCAACCCACGCACAUCACUCAUCCGUUGAUUCAAUCUUAUCAGUACGUUUAAAGACGAUCGUUUUAUGGACCAUUCAUUCAUCUCCAUCUCCAUUCCCGUUCAUUUUCAUCUCCAUUCCCGUUCAUCUUCAUCUCCAUUUCUAUUCAUCUCCAUUCCCAUUCAUCUUCAUCUCCAUUUCUAUUCAUCUCCAUUUCUAUUCAUCUCCAUCUCUAUUCCCAUUCAUCUCCAUCUCUAUUCCCAUUCAUCUCCAUCUCCAUUCCCGUUCAAAUCCUCUUCUCACUCCCAUUCAUCUCCAUCUCCAUUCCCGUUCAUUUUCAUCUCCAUUUCUAUUCAUCUCCAUCUCCAUUCCCAUUCAUCUCCAUCUCCAUUCCCGUUCAAAUCCUCUUCUCACUCCCAUUCAAUUCCCGUUCCUUUCAUUAAUCCAUAUUUUCUUUAUAAUCCUCACAACUCUCCGCAUCCCAUACUUCCUGCCCAGCACCCCCGCACACACCAAGAACCGCCUAUCCCUAACCAUAAAAUAG